UCGACUUAAGUAUCACUAGAUCGGCAGAGUUUUUUUGUAUUUCCAAAUAAACACCCGGGGUCAAAAUAUAAAUAAUUUAGUAUCUUUUCUAAUUGUGAUAACGGCGAUAAUACGGCAUCAAUAUGAUCCCAAAAAAGAUGCCCGUUAAGGAUGCUCACAUUGUGAAAAUUGCCGUAGAAUUUGAAAAUCACAUAGCACAACUGAUUAAUUUAGAUCAGCGGCAACCAUUGACAGGCAAAAUACAAGAAAUCUGUAAUUGUUGGGGUAUUGCCGACCCCGAGAAUUAUGCUCUGCAGUUUUGUGAAGCCAACCAUUUAAAAUAUGUUACGGAGAAAAAUCGCAACGAAAUCAAAAAUGGUUCUGUAUUACGAUUACAAUACUCACCGUCUAAAACUGCCAAUGACAUUUUAGAAACAUUGAGAGCCGGAUCGCCUUGUGUCAAGGCUGAAUGUUUGGAAAAACUUGCCACACUGUCGGUCGAUGUAACAUUUGCAUUGGAAUUUAUAAAAGAACAAGGUCUUGGCAUUAUAAUAAGCAUGAUUGAAGAUCCCGACGAAAAGGAGGACAAAAUUCUCAUAUAUAGCCUCAAAAGCUUUGUGGAAUUAAUGGAACAUGGCACAGUGUCAUGGGAGAUUUUGCAGAACAGCUUUGUUCAACGUAACAUACAUAUUGUUCGUAAUUUCAUGAAUUAUCCAAAGUGUACGGAAAGUGCUUUAUCGAAUUUAGAAAAUAUUGUGCAAAAUAGUUCUAAGCAUACGCUAGUGGAACAAGAGGUUACUUUGCAAGAUCUUUUGAAAUUGCUACAGGAUGCCAAGUCCUCAGUGAUUUUGCAAAAUGCCAUUGCACUGAUCAAUGCUCUUUUUAUGAAGGCAGAUGAUGGCCGGAAGAGACAAAUAGCCCACACUAUUAGUGCUAAGCAAUAUCGUUUGGCUCUCAUAAAUAGUUGUGUAGCCACCACAGAAAUGACCCAUCAGUUGUAUGUGUUACAGACUCUUACACUGGGUUUGUUGGAGCAACGCAUGCGCAUGAAAGUGACAAAUCAAGAUCAAGAUGCCCAUGAAAAGAUCAAGGAAUUAAGGAAGAUUGCAUUCGAUGAUUACUCAGGCAUAAUGUCGGGAAUGGCUGGCAAUUCUAACAAUUGCUCAGGUUCGGGAAAUGUGAAUUUUGCCCAGUACUAUAAGAAACUGGGAUUCAAAUGCGACAUGAAUCCAGCACAGGACUUUAUGGAAACUCCUCCGGGUAUAUUAGCAUUGGAUUGCAUGAUUUAUUUUGCACGAAAUUUUACCCAACAAUAUACAAAAAUCGUUCAUGAAAACUCUUGCCGCGGUGAUGAGCACGAAUGUCCUUUUGGCCGCACUUCAAUAGAGCUGGUAAAAUUGCUGUGUGAUAUUCUACGCAUAGGAGAGCCACCUUCCGACCAGUCGGUCGAUUUCCAGCCUAUGUUCUUCAAUCACGACCAUCCCUUUGAGGAAUUCUUUUGUAUUUGCAUAAUCACUUUGAAUCGCACGUGGAAGGAUAUGCGGGCGACAGGUGAAGAUUUUCAAAAAGUGUUCAGUGUUGUACGUGAACAGAUAACACGUACCCUAAAACAAAAGCCUGACAAUUUUGAAGAUUUUCGUGGGAAAAUUGCCCAUUUCACGUAUCAGACUAUAACGAAUUUAAGACAACAGGAGCGAACAUCGAAAGAGGAAUGUGAUUCCACAGCCUCGGCCAUUGUGAAAUUAAAGGAGAAAAUCUCACCUCACAUUUUAGAUUUAAUAAAACAACAACGAUUGGCAUUUUUGGUGGAGGGUACCCGCUUUUCAAAAUAUUCACGCGGUGCACGAUCCAAGGAUAAAUUUUGGUACGCACGUCUUUCGCCAAACCAUAAAGUAAUACAUUAUGGCGAUUGUGAUGAAAAAACUAUACCUACCCUCGAGGAACUCCCCAAUAAGGUAUCGGUCAUUGAUAUCAAACAAUUGCUGGAGGGCAAGGAGUGUCCACACAUGAAGGAAAUGCGUACACGUAAAUCCGCCGUAAAUCUGGCAUUUUCUAUAACAUUCGAAAACAUGGACCAUACCACGAUCGAUUUUGUGGCACCCGAUGAAACGGUCUUUAACUAUUGGACAGAUGGUAUUAACGCUCUCUUGGGUCAAGAAAUGGUUAGCAAACAGAAAAAGGAUGAUUUCGAUACACUGCUCUCAAUGGAGAUAAAACUACGAUUAUUAGAUACUGAAGGUGUUGACAUUAGUAAAGAUCCUCCACCAGUACCCGAAGAUCCAGAAAAUUAUGAUUUUUGCUUUGAGAACUAGAACAUUUAAAGUAUUCUACAAAGAGUUUUGCUAAAGUAUUUGCAUUGUAUCAAUCGUUUAUGUCGAUCAAAAAUAUUUCCUAUUUCUAGUGUCAUUCUCUGUUCAUCUCAAAAGAAGAAAAAAAAUAAGAAAAGCCAAAGUUAUCAUUAAAACCAAUAUUACAACAAGUAUUUUAAAACGCACAUUACCCCAGGAAAAUGGUUAUUAUAUUGCCCUGUAUUUUCUAUCAAAAUACGCAAUAAGUUUAAGUUUAUUUACUUAUCCUCACAAAACGAAAUAAAUAAAAUAAAUUGUGCAAUUUUAUUAACAAUGUUUUAUAAAAGAAGCGAAAAAUAUAUCCAUUUUUGUAUUAAGCAA
Musca domestica (house fly) is the source of this 2648-nucleotide messenger RNA. RefSeq names its product engulfment and cell motility protein 1 (gene Ced-12). The record is from RefSeq and is a predicted model, not a curated record. Bases 123 to 2291 code for a protein of 722 amino acids. Gene Ontology annotation, biological process: actin filament organization; cell motility. Gene Ontology annotation, cellular component: plasma membrane. Lineage: Eukaryota; Metazoa; Arthropoda; Insecta; Diptera; Muscidae. The transcript has 3 exons.